GAGAGAUAGGGUUCAAAAUUGUAUUAUCUUACAAAAGAUCAGCCAAAUUUUUGUUAAUGUUUGUUGUUGAUUUUUUAAAAAUUAUGUUUUAUAUUGAUAACCUUUUAAAGAAUUGUUCUACUAAUACUUUUAUGUUGAGACAUAAAUAAAAUAAUUUUUUUUGUAGUUUUCAUUAGUUCUUUAGUAGCAUCUGAACAAAUUACUUUAUAAAAAUGUUGUAUAACAUAAAUUCUCUAUUUUUGCUUGUGUUUUUAAUACAGAGCGCCUAUAGUAUACCCUUAGAGGACUCUUACAGCACUAACGAUGCUUCCUUAAACAAACCUAAAGAAAAUCUUUUACCUCAACAAAAACUUUUACACUAUGUCGGUACAAAUUUCCUACUUUUAGCUGAAGAAUAUGCCACCAAAUAUACAGAUAUCAGUCGUGCUAUAUUAAAAGAUGAAACUUUACUAUCCGAACGCACACCCGAAGUCGAAAAGUUUAAAAAUAAAUUAAUUGAAUUUGUGGAAAAUUAUGAAAACCAAAAAAAUUUACCACAAAAUAUGAAUAUAAUGGAAAUUUUUGCCAAUACUACGGAAUACUAUUAUAAACUAACCGAAGAAGAACAUACUAUGGAGACUAGAUUAAUUUUAAAACUUUUAAAUAAAUAUAAUUAUAAAGAAAUUGAAAAAGAUAUUGCCAAAGAUUUUGAGCCGUUCAUAGAGAAUUUCGAACAGUUUUUCGAAGAGUAUGAGGGGCAUUGGAAUAAGGCGCUAAGGGAUUGGUAUACGAAAUUUAAAACUUUAAAGGAAUUUGAGCAUAAACUAGAAGCUUUUAGUGAAUUUAUGGAAUUGGUGUAAAGAAUAAAGUGUUAAUUUCAUACAAAAUUUAAAGAAAAUUCCUAAUUUCUAAAUUA
Messenger RNA from Lucilia sericata (common green bottle fly), 895 nucleotides. RefSeq lists its product as uncharacterized. Bases 213 to 839 code for a protein of 208 amino acids. The record is from RefSeq and is a predicted model, not a curated record. The transcript is spliced from 2 exons. NCBI's taxonomy places the organism in Eukaryota, Metazoa, Arthropoda, Insecta, Diptera, Calliphoridae.